Molecule: messenger RNA, 2242 nt
Organism: Camelus dromedarius (Arabian camel)
Lineage: Eukaryota; Metazoa; Chordata; Mammalia; Artiodactyla; Camelidae
Gene: P4HA3
Product: prolyl 4-hydroxylase subunit alpha 3
Exons: 13
Coding region: 26-1669 (547 amino acids)
Biological process (GO): peptidyl-proline hydroxylation to 4-hydroxy-L-proline
Cellular component (GO): endoplasmic reticulum
Molecular function (GO): procollagen-proline 4-dioxygenase activity; iron ion binding; L-ascorbic acid binding
Source: RefSeq, a predicted model, not a curated record
GAGGGGACGCGCGCGAGCGCCGGCGAUGGGACCCGUGGCGAGGCUGGCGGCGCUGCUGGCGGUGCUGGCAGUGCUGGCGCUCCGGGCAGGAGACCCGGCGCGGGCCGCGGCGCGCGACGACACGUUCUCGGCGCUGACUAGUGUGGCGCGCGCCCUGGCGCCCGAGCGCCGGUUGCUGGGACUGCUGCGGAGCUACCUGCGCGGGGAGGAGGCGCGGCUGCGGGACCUGACCAGAUUCUAUGACAAGGUGCUGUCUUUGCAUGAAGAUUCAGCAACCCCCGUGUAUAACCCUCUGCUUGCAUUUACUCUCAUCAAACGCCUGCAGUCCGACUGGAAGAAUGUGGUACAUAGUCUGGAGGCCAGUGAGAACAUCCGAGCUCUGAAGGAUGGUUAUGAGAAGGUGGAGCAGGAUCUGCCGGCCUUUGAGGACCUUGAAGGAGCAGCAAGGGCCCUGAUGCGGCUGCAGGAUGUGUACAUGCUCAAUGUGAAGGGCCUCGCCCGAGGCGUCUUUCAGAGGGUCACUGGCUCCGCCGUCACUGACCUGUACAGUCCCAGACGGCUCUUCUCCCUCACAGGGGAUGACUGCUUCCACGUUGGCAAGGUGGCCUAUGACAUGGGGGAUUACUACCAUGCCAUUCCAUGGCUGGAGGAGGCUGUCAGUCUCUUCCGAGGAUCUUAUGGAGAAUGGAAGACAGAGGAUGAGGCAAGUCUAGAGGAUGCCUUGGAUCACCUGGCCUUUGCCUAUUUCCAGGCAGGAAAUGUUUCGUGUGCCCUCAGCCUCUCCCGAGAGUUUCUUCUCUACAGCCCAGAUAAUAAGAGGAUGGCCAGGAAUGUCUUGAAAUAUGAAAAGCUCUUGGCAGAGGGCCCCAACCCAGCAGUAGCUGAGGCUGUCAUCCAGAGGCCCAACGUGCCCCACCUGCAGACUAGAGACACCUAUGAGGGGUUAUGUCAGACCCUGGGUUCGCAGCCCACUCACUACCAGAUCCCUAGCCUCUACUGCUCCUAUGAGACCAGUUCCAGUCCCUACCUGCUGCUCCAGCCCAUCCGGAAGGAGGUCAUUCACCUGGAGCCCUACGUUGUCCUCUACCAUGAUUUUGUCAGUGAUGCUGAGGCGCAGAAGAUUAGAGGGCUUGCAGAACCGUGGCUACAGAGAUCCGUGGUGGCAUCAGGUGAAAAGCAGUUACCGGUGGAGUACCGCAUCAGCAAAAGUGCCUGGCUGAAGGACACUGUUGACCCAAUGCUGGUGACCCUUGACCAUCGCAUUGCUGCCCUCACAGGCCUUGACGUCCAGCCUCCCUACGCAGAGUACCUCCAGGUGGUAAACUAUGGAAUCGGAGGGCACUAUGAGCCUCACUUCGACCAUGCUACGUCACCAACCAGCCCACUGUACAGAAUGAAGUCUGGGAACCGAGUUGCAACAUUUAUGAUCUAUCUGAGUUCUGUGGAAGCUGGAGGAGCCACAGCCUUCAUCUACGGCAACUUCAGCGUUCCUGUGGUCAAGAAUGCAGCACUGUUUUGGUGGAACUUGCACAGAAGUGGUGAAGGGGAUGGUGACACACUUCAUGCUGGCUGUCCUGUCCUGGUAGGAGAUAAGUGGGUGGCCAACAAGUGGAUACACGAGUAUGGACAGGAAUUCCGCAGACCCUGCAGCUCACGCCCUGAAGACUAAAAUGGUGGCAGAGAGAAGCUGGAGGAGUCCUGUGGCUUUCCAGAGAAGCCAGAAGCCAAAAGCUAGGGUAAGAGAGGAGAAAGGAGAGCAAGCUUCUGGAGGAGGGCCUAGUCAGCACUGCCUGUUUCUUGUAAAUGGGAGACAAGGACGUGGUCUUUAGCAGGGGACACCUGAGAAUUUACAUUAUUUCUUCUAAAGCCAUGAGUCACAGCAGAAUGGACAGUACAAAGGAGGGGGCAAGAAGGCGAGAGAGAGAGAAGUUUCUGGAGCUCAGACACUCUGUUGGGAACAGGACAUACCAACAGUCUCCAGGGUUUGGUCAGUGGGGCUUUUGCCACUUGGAACCUUGACCACAGGGGCCUAGAAGCAGCAGUGAGGACACCUGCAGGCGGUGCCUGACCCCCCAUUUGCCCUUUUGCCCACCGACUUCUGCUGAAGACUGAGCAGGGGGUGUCUCUGUAUCCGGAGUGUACCUCAUGUGAUGAUUUUUUUUUAAAGUAGAAAGUAACUUUCUUCUUUUUUUAUAUGAUGAUUUUUUUAGUACAGCCAUUAAAAAUGUUUUAAUACAGUCAU